Aspergillus bombycis is the source of this 987-nucleotide messenger RNA. RefSeq names its product HMG box protein. The record is from RefSeq and is a predicted model, not a curated record. The transcript has 2 exons. The annotation marks the transcript as partial. Lineage: Eukaryota; Fungi; Ascomycota; Eurotiomycetes; Eurotiales; Aspergillaceae.
AUGGCCAAACGCGCCUCGAUCCCUGAUCGGAGCCAGUCAUCAUUGGACCUUAUUACAUCUAUUGCCCAUGCUACUAAUUCCGUCAAUACGGCUACCUCCGGCAUCCGCGCGGUCGCUUCUUUCUCGCCUAGCCAAGCUCAACUAACGUACGCGCAGGUGAUCGUUAGUCUCGCACAACUCCAGGCCGCUGUCUCCAAGCUGUCGGAGGCUUAUAUCAACCAUGCGAACACCGUACUGAACCGCGGCCCGACGGUCGACAUCGGGAACAUCGCCAGCAUCACCAACUCGCUCUAUGAAAGCGGCUUGCUGAGCGCCCUCGGUGGUGCUCGCGCUACUAGUCCCGGCGCAAAGUCCGAAGUGGGCGAGAAGAAGAAGCGCAAGCGCGCUCCCCCGGACCCCAAUGCGCCCAAGCGCGCCUUGACCCCUUUCUUCCUUUACAUGCAGCACAACCGCAGUAAGAUCGCCGAGGAAAUGGGUCCCGACGCCAAGCCUAAGGAGGUCUCGGAUGAGGGUACCCGUCGCUGGGCCGAGAUGCCCGAGUCGGAGAAGGAGUACUGGAAGAAGAUUUAUGCGGACAACCUCGCAGUCUACAAGGAGAAGAUGAAGGCCUACAAGGCUGGUCUUCCUUUCAGUGAUGACGCGAAGGCCGCCAACCAACUGCAACAGGAGGCUGACCGUGCGGACGCCACCCCUGCUGAAGAGUCUGAAGAGGAGGAGGAAGAGGAAGAAGAGGAAGAGGAGGAGGAGCCUGAACCCGUCCGGGAGCCUACCCCUCCACGCGCUGGUAAGCGUCGUCGCAGCGAAGCUGCUAAGGCUGCCAAGGAGGCUGCCUCUCCUGCGGAUACCAAGAAGGCAUCACCCGAGAAGAAGCGGACGCGCACUCCCGCCUCAAGGGAAAAGAAGGUGCAGGAGGAGACCCCCGCCUCGGCUCGCAAGUCAGCUGCGACCGAGAACAAGCGUGGCAAGAAGAAGCGCAAGAGCGAGGCU